This is a messenger RNA of Pneumocystis carinii B80, 3274 nucleotides long. RefSeq lists its product as hypothetical. The record is from RefSeq and is a predicted model, not a curated record. The transcript has 3 exons. NCBI's taxonomy places the organism in Eukaryota, Fungi, Ascomycota, Pneumocystomycetes, Pneumocystales, Pneumocystaceae. The coding region runs from base 47 to 3268 and encodes 1073 amino acids.
AUUUUUAAUAUUUAUGUUAUAUAUUGGGAUCCAGAAAUAAUACAAGAUGUUCUUUUCCAUAAUUAAUAAAAUUAUAGUUCUAGGAAUAUUGAUUUUAAUUGUUCCUACUUAUGGCAAUCAAAACACGUAUUUGAAAGCUAGAGAUCCUCAAGUAAGCGCUGGAAUUACGCCGUUUAAGGAUUUUGCUGUUAAGGAAGAAGAAAUCGUUGCUUAUAUUUUGAGAGAAGAUUAUAAAGAUAAAAAUAAAUGCAAAUCAAAGCUUAAUGAAUAUUGUAAAGAAUUGAAGGGAAUAGAUUCAGAAUUAAAUAAAGUUCAUAGUAAAGUUAAAGAAAUUUGUGAAAAUAUAGAUAAAAAAUGCAAAGACAUGAAAGAAAAAGUUGAAAAAGAAUUGGAAGCUUUUAAAGAAGAACUUAAUAAAAUAAGACAUGUCAUAAGUGAAGAAAAAUGUGAAGGACAUCAACAAAAAUGUAUACUUUUAGAAGACACGGGUUAUAGUGAUGAUAUUAAGAAGAAGUGUCUCAAGUUAAGGGAAGAAUGUUACAAAUUGAAGCGUGAAAAGGUGGCAGUGGAGCUCCUUUUCAGGGCUCUUGGAAAAGGUGCUAAAGAUAGUGAAAAAUAUUCAGAACAAACUGUUAAAUGUAAAGAAAAGUUGGGAAAGAUUUGCCCAAUAUUAAGCCGAGAAAGUUACGAGUUGAUGGAUUAUUGUCUUAAUCCAACUAGCAAAUGUAUAUAUCUAAGAGAAAAAUUGAAGAUUAUUUGCGAACUUUUGAAAAAAAAAUUGCAUGAGAAUGAAUUAAAGGAAAAGUGCUAUGAAAGACUUGAGAAAUGUUAUUUUUACGGACCAGCAUGUGAUGAAAAGUGUGAGGAGGAUAAGACGAAAUGCAAGGAAAAAAAUAUUACAUAUAAAGCUCCAGUAUCCGAUUCUAGUCCUGUCGAACCGAAGCCGUCGUUGUUGACAAUGAUUGGGUUGGAUGAUGUGUAUAAAAAGGCUGAAAAAGAAGGAAUUAUUAUUGGAAAAGUAGGAAUGGAUUUACCAAGGAUGUUUGGUGAUCAUUUUCUGCAAGAUGUCUUGUUAGUGUUGAGCAGAUAUGAGCCAGUGAGGGAACUAAAAAAUAAAUGCGAUGAAGCGUUAGAAAAUUGUUAUGAUUCUAAGUAUAUGAAUACUGAUUUUAAAAAGUUAUGCGAUGAUGGAAAUACUAAAAACGCCAAAUGCGAAGAAUUACUAAAUGUAAAUUUAAAAGAAAGAUGUACAAAUCUCAAAUUAAAUCUUUAUCUGAAAGGGUUGUCUACAAAAUAUGAUGAAAAAGCUGAUUCAGAUCAUUUAUUCUGGAGAGAACUGCCAACAUUAUUUACGAAAGGAGAGUGCGCAGAACUUGAGUCGGAAUGUUUCCAUUUAGAAAAGGCGUGUAAAAAUAAUAAGAUUGAUCAAGCGUGUCAAAAUGUAAGAGCAGCGUGCUAUAAAAAGGGACAAGACAGGAUGUUGAAUAAGUUCUUUCAAAAGGAAUUGAGGGUAAUACUUGGUGAUUUAAGAUUUAAUAGUGAAAGUCUUAAAAAAUGUCAAAAAUUUGUGGUAGAAGAGUGCAGAAAACUUGAUAAAAAAUACCUUCCAAAGUGUCUUUAUCCUAAAGAACUAUGUUAUGCGGUUUCAAAUGAUAUUUUUCUUCAAUCCAAAGAGUUAGGUGUGCUUUUGGAUGAUCAAAGGGAUUUUCCAUUAGAAAAGGACUGUAUUAAAUUGAAAGAGGAUUGUGAAGGUGUUUUGAAAGAUUUAGGUUUAAAUAAUGGGAAAUGCGUUACAUUGAAAGAGCGAUGUGAAUAUUUUAAAGUUAGAAAAGAACUGAAAUAUGCGUUUUUGAAAGAAAAAAGUGAUGCAUUAGCGGAUAAUGAAAAAUGCAUGAAAGCCUUGAAGGAUAAAUGUGGUAAAUUACUUAAAGGUGGAGUGGGGGGGGGGGGGGGGGGGGUUAUAUCAUCUAAGAAUCAUUGUAAUAUUUUUAAAAAUAACGUGGAAAAGCAUGGAAUUUUGAAUAAAACCAAAAAUUUAAAUGAAACAUUGGUUGAAGAAACCUGCGUGCUAUGGGAUCCAUAUUGUGAUCAACUUAUGGAAAAUUGUCCAGAGACAUUAAAAAAUAAUUCCAAUAGCACUGAUAAAAAAGGAGUCUGUUUACAACUGAAAGAGAACUGCAAGCCAUUCUGGGAGAAAAAACGAUUGGAAGAUGAACUAGCUUAUCUCUUGAGAGGCAAUUUAGGAGAUGUAAGUAAAUGUAAAGAAACCUUAGGAAAGUAUUGCACCGAAUGGAAAGCAGUAUCAAAUGAAAUAUUCAAUGCUUUGCUUGGUAAUUGUAAUGAUACUACCAAGGUAGAUGUCUGCAAAAAAUUAGUUGGAAAAGUACAGAAGAUAUGUUCUACUUUAAAAACCAAUAUGGUGAAAGUGGAAGAGUUGGAAAACAAGAGGGAUGAAUACGAAGAGGCGGAACUGGUGGCAAAAGAAUCUACGAAAGCAGCUAAGUUAUUGCUAUCAAAGCCUGGACAAGCCGUAACGCCAAGCGCGCAGAAUAGCAGUGGUUCUGUACCAGCACAGCCACCACCACUACAAGAUGAAACAUCCGAUACAUCAAGUGGAACACCAAACACACAAGGUGAAACGACAAAGAAUGCAAAACUCGGACUCGUUAAAAGAGCGUAUGUAGCUGAAGAACUUCCAGAAGCAGAGCUAAAAGCAUUUAAUGCAACGAUGAUAGCAUUGGAGUUGUAUUUGGAAUUAAAAGAGGAAUGUGAACCUUUAGAACUAAAUUGCAAUUUUAGAGAGGAUUGUUCGGAUUCUAAAAGAAUAUGUAGAAGAGUAGACAUGUUAUGUAAACUGGAACCAUUAGAAAUUACACCUCAUCAUACAGAGAAAACAACAGUUACGAUGACGGAAACAAAAACCAUUACGAUGACGGAAACAAAACCCAUUACGAUGAUUAUUACGACGGCUACUAUAACCAAUUCAAUAGGUGGAGAAGUAAUACGACAGUGUACAUUGCUACGGAUAAUGGAUACAUGGGUGACGAAUACGAUAACGAACACGUCGAUAGUGACGUCAACACUGAUGUCAACAGUCACGUCGACCUCGAUGCUCAGGUGCCAACCUACAGAAUGUACUACUGAUUCAAACAAAGAGACAGAUAAAGGAGGACUAGAAGAAGUGAUCCCGGGUGAAGGGAUGAAAAUAAGAGUCCCUGAUAUGAUUAAAAUAAUGUUGUUGGGAGUGAUUGUUAUGGGGAUGAUGUAAAUGAAU